GUGUUAAAGGACCUGCCUGUGUAUCUUCGCCUGGGUCCUCCCUGUUCCCACUACCAACCAUGACACCAGAUAACUGAUGUAAUUUCCUGCAUACUGGCAGGUGCAGAAACUCAAGUGCAGCGUGUAGAGAGCGCGGCUUAAAACGGGAAGUCCUCUGUUUCUAUCUACAGAGAACACCACCACACUCCCCAAGAGAAGGAGCUACACUAACAGCUGUUCAAAAAACAAUGAAUAACACAUCUUGUCGUAGCAUUAGCUUUGACUUUGCAAGCAAAUUCCUGCCUCCUGUUUUCGUCAUAGUGUUCAUCGUUGGUCUGACAGCUAAUGGAUGGGGAUUGAAGACACUGCUACAGAACUGGAGGAAAGUGGGGAACGUCAAUGUGUUUGUUAUCAACCUUGGAUUGGCAGACAUUUUGUAUCUGCUCACACUACCAUUUCUAGUGGUUUACUACUUCAAGGGGAGUAAAUGGAUCUUUGGAGACACAUUCUGCAAGAUAACAAGAUUCUGCUUCAACAUGAAUCUAUAUGGCAGCAUUGGCUUCCUUACCUGUAUAAGUGUGUACAGGUAUCUGGCUAUAGUUCAUCCAAUGAAAGUGUUGGGAAGAAUAACUGUCACCCACUCUGUGGCUAUCUCAGUCAUGGUUUGGCUGUUGGUGGGAGUUCAGAGUCUUCCAGACAUGUUCUACACCAAGACUUACAGGAACCGCACUGGGAAAUGCUACGAGACCACCUCCAAACCCUAUGUUGAGGAUUACCUGAAAUACAGCCUUGGAUGGACAUUCACUGGAUUUUGUAUCCCAUCCCUCAUCACACUGGCCUGCUAUGGACAUGUGAUUUUCAUUCUCUGCUGCAAAAAUACCACUGACAAGGUACUGAGACAGAAAUGCUUGAAAUUGAUGUUUAUUUUGAUCCUUCUCUUCUCUAUUUGUUACAUCCCCUUUCAUUUAUUAAAAAACCUAAAUCUCUGGUCAAGAGUUCUGUCCAAACAGAAGAUAUGCCAUGGAUGGGCUGAUAGAGUCUACAUUGCUCAUCAGAUAAGUCGUGGCCUUGUGUGUCUGAACAGUGCUCUCAACCCUCUGGUUUACCUCCAUGGAAAUAGAGAUAUUCCUGCUCAGCUCAGACAGCUGCUCCAGCGAGGUCGUCAAGAUUGUCGACGCCCGACCACCCAUAGUCAAAAUACCCUGGUGUAAAUAUUCUGAUUUGUAAAUUAAACUUCACAAUGGCAUCAUCUAUAUUGUAUAUUGUAUUGUAGUUUAUUAUUUGCUGCUGUAACAUAUUUACUGUACUGCCUUCAGUUUUGGCGUGGUGGUGUGUGGUAUGUGGUGGUUAUGUUGCUGUUAACAUGCUAAAAAAAACUGAUAUUAAAAAAAGACAAUUCGUUAAA
Molecule: messenger RNA, 1384 nt
Organism: Lates calcarifer (barramundi perch)
Lineage: Eukaryota; Metazoa; Chordata; Actinopteri; Centropomidae
Product: P2Y purinoceptor 1
Exons: 1
Coding region: 228-1190 (320 amino acids)
Biological process (GO): G protein-coupled receptor signaling pathway
Cellular component (GO): membrane
Molecular function (GO): neuropeptide receptor activity
Source: RefSeq, a predicted model, not a curated record